Orycteropus afer afer is the source of this 1284-nucleotide messenger RNA. RefSeq names its product dipeptidase 3 (gene DPEP3). NCBI's taxonomy places the organism in Eukaryota, Metazoa, Chordata, Mammalia, Tubulidentata, Orycteropodidae. Gene Ontology annotation, biological process: proteolysis. The record is from RefSeq and is a predicted model, not a curated record. Gene Ontology annotation, molecular function: metallodipeptidase activity.
AUGACCUGCGCCUUGACCCUACCGGGAGUCCCCAGUGCCCCCGACCUUACAGAACGAACGCGGGCCCUCAUGCGGGCCUUCCCGCUAGUGGACGGUCACAACAACCUGCCUCUACUUUUGGCACAGCUCUUCCAGAACAAGCUACAGGAUGUUAAUCUGCGCAAUUUCAGCCGCGGCCAGACCAGCUUGGACAGGCUUAGGGACGGCCUCGUGGGCGCCCAGUUCUGGUCGGCCACCGUCCCAUGCCAGACCCAGGACCAAGAUGCCGUGCGCACCACACUGGAGCAGAUUGACCUCAUUCACCGCAUGUGUGCCUCCUAUUCUGAACUGGAGCUUGUGACCUCAGCUGAAGAUCUGAACAGCACUCAGAAGCUAGCCUGCCUCAUUGGCGUGGAGGGUGGUCACUCCCUGGACAACAGCCUCUCUGUUCUGCGUACUUUCUAUCUCCUUGGAGUGCGCUACCUGGCGCUCACGUUCACCUGCAGCACACCCUGGGCAGAGAGUUCCAUCAAGUUUAAACAUCACUUCUACACAAACAUCAGCGGGUUGACCAACUUUGGUGAGAAGGUGGUGAAGGAAAUGAACCGCCUGGGCAUGAUGGUGGACCUGUCCUAUGGAUCAGAUGCCUUGGUGCGGCGGGUCCUGGAGGUGUCACAGGCUCCUGUAAUCUUCUCCCACUCAGCUGCCAGAGCUGUGUGCAACAGUCUGCUGAAUGUUCCUGAUGCCAUUCUACAGCUUCUGAAGAAGAAUGGGGGCAUCGUGAUGGUAACGCUGUCCAUGGGGGUUCUGCAGUGUAACCUGUUAGCCAACGUGUCCACUGUGGCAGAUCACUUCGACCACAUCAGGGCAGUCAUUGGAUCUGAGUUCAUCGGGAUUGGUGGAAAUUACGAUGGGUCUGGCCGAUUCCCUCAAGGGCUGGAGGAUGUAUCCACAUACCCAGUGCUGAUAGAGGCAUUGCUGAGACGUGGCUGGAGUGAGGAAGAGCUUCAGGGUGUCCUUCGUGGAAACUUGCUGAGGGUCUUCAGACAAGUGGAACAGGUGAGAGAGGAAAACAGCGAGCAGAGCCCUAUAGAGGACGAGUUUCCAGACAGGCUGCUGGGCAAGUCCUGCCACUCUCAUCUCCUGCCUCUGCCUGGGUCUCAGCUUCAGAGAGAGCAUCCCCUGGAGCUGAACAAGUGGCCAUCCAGUCACGUCCCCCAGAGGCUCUCAAAAACCUCCUCUCCUCUCAUCCCAGGCCUUGUGGCUGUCCCCACCUUCUCAGUCCUCAUCCUGUGGCUCUGCUGA